UGCCAACCAACGUCUAGUUACUCCCAGAACUUAAUUUGACGACUGUACAUACGUAAGAGCAAGCGUGCAAAAAGCAAACGAAACCCCCCCUCCGAUUAUUGUUGAACUUUAUUAGAACAACGAUUAGAUUAUAACAAAAGUCUGUAACUCGACGAACUCGACGAGAAACAGGAAAAAAUUGUCCUUGGAAUAUAAUUAGAGUAAUGGAGCCAAAUUGGGAAGAAUUCUACGCAAAUCAACCGAAACCGAGUGAUCUGGAGAGCAGCAAGAAAUUGCUGAAUGAUUUCGUGGAACGUUAUUCCGAUGGGCACACGAGAAUCGCUUUAGUAACGAGUGGAGGAACGACCGUUCCUCUGGAGCACAACACUGUGAGAUUUGUUGACAAUUUUUCCGCUGGCACCAGGGGAUCUGUCUCCACAGAGUAUUUUCUGGAGCACGGAUAUGCUGUCAUUUUUAUGUACAGGAUUAAAUCGUUGGAGCCCUUCUCCCGACACUUCACAGGCCAGAAAUUCCUGGAUAUGUUAGACCUAACCGAGAGAGAUGGGAAACCACAAUUGACGGUGUCUGAAACAUAUUCAGAGGAUGUUGCUCAAGCUCUGAUAAAAUACAAAAGUGCCCUCAAACAAGGAAAAUUAUUUCAGUUGAGUUUUACAACGUUAUCCGAAUAUCUCUGGCUGCUGAGAGCUGCCUCUCAGGCCCUCGCCCCCUUAGGGAAACGAGUCAUACUGUAUUUGGCUGCUGCAGUUUCCGAUUUUUACGUUCCAUCCAAUGAAAUGUCUGUGCAUAAAAUUGGAUCAGCAGUUGGAGCCCCGAAGAUAGCUCUCCACUUAGUUCCGAAAAUUCUGAAGCCUCUGGUCAAUCUUUGGGUUCCUAAAGCAUUUGUCAUCUCCUUCAAACUGGAAACUGAUGAGAAUUUAUUAAUUUCAAAGGCUAGAGCGUCUCUGAACACCUACAACCAUAAGUUGGUGAUAGCAAAUAUGCUGCAAACUCGGAAACAAAAGGUGACAAUGGUAGACAAGGACAAAGACUACGUCAUCUCAUUGACAAAUGAACAGAUGAAUCGGGGAGAAGAAAUCGAGAAGUACAUAAUUGAUGAUUUAGUAAAAAGACACGAAGAAUUUUUAUCAGCAAAAGAAACUAGUUGAUUUUUGCUGAAUCCCUGUGUGAUUAAUGUGGAGUUAUGAUGAAUGAGACAUUUCGAGAUAAUUCAAAUGAUUAAUUUUAUUACUGCACAUUUCUGUAUACAAAUAACUAUGUACAAAAUUUAUAUAACUGAUUUCUAUGGGAUUUCAUCGGGAAUAAGACUUAUGGGAGAUGAGGAAA
Messenger RNA from Diachasma alloeum, 1323 nucleotides. It is a transcript of the gene Ppcs, whose product is annotated as phosphopantothenate--cysteine ligase. Gene Ontology annotation, cellular component: cytoplasm; nucleus. Gene Ontology annotation, molecular function: phosphopantothenate--cysteine ligase activity. The transcript has 6 exons. The coding region runs from base 204 to 1145 and encodes 313 amino acids. The record is from RefSeq and is a predicted model, not a curated record. Lineage: Eukaryota; Metazoa; Arthropoda; Insecta; Hymenoptera; Braconidae. Gene Ontology annotation, biological process: coenzyme A biosynthetic process.